Messenger RNA from Pygocentrus nattereri (red-bellied piranha), 605 nucleotides. It is a transcript of the gene pam16, whose product is annotated as presequence translocase associated motor 16. Gene Ontology annotation, biological process: protein import into mitochondrial matrix. Lineage: Eukaryota; Metazoa; Chordata; Actinopteri; Characiformes; Serrasalmidae. The record is from RefSeq and is a predicted model, not a curated record. Gene Ontology annotation, cellular component: TIM23 mitochondrial import inner membrane translocase complex. The transcript has 5 exons. Bases 155 to 532 code for a protein of 125 amino acids.
AGGUGCUUAGUAUACGAAGCCUAAACUCUCCUCUGUCGAUAGUGUUAUGGCCUCCGUGUGCUUCACCUUGAUGGAGGCACAUGCGAAAACAUUAAUGUUGUGAGUGCAGCUGCCAGCGUUUCACUUUAACACGGAAGAUACACAAGGCUGUACAAUGGCAAAGUAUCUUGCUCAGAUUGUGGUAGUUGGAGUGCAAGUGGUGGGCCGGGCAUUUGCUCGAGCUUUACGCCAAGAGUUUGCGGCCAGCCAAGCUGCAGCAGAGGCGAGGGGGAGGGCAGGUAAGCAGUCUGCUGCAGCAUCCAGCUUCACUGGGAUGACCGUUCAAGAAGCCCAGCAGAUUUUGAAUGUCUCUACACUGAAACCAGAAGAAAUACAGACGAAUUAUGAACAUUUGUUUAAAGUCAAUGACAAAGCAGCUGGUGGCUCUUUCUACCUACAGUCUAAGGUGGUGAGGGCCAAGGAGCGCCUGGAUGAGGAACUACAAAUUCAGAAGCAAGAUCCUCUAGAACAGAAACAACAGCAACAGACAUGAGUCUUUUCAGUCAUUUCAGUUUUUCCUCUGUAAAUAAUGUUCUGGUUCCAUUAAAGCCUUGUCCUUUUCUUUA